AGAAGGAAACCCCUUUUUUAUUUCACACGAAAUGGAGACAAAUAAUUCACCAGCUCUCAAGGUCCAUGAGUCAUAUGGUAUUAUGGCUGCAAUUAUUGUUGCCAUUCUCAUACCUUUCUUAGUCUCUUCGUAUUUAAUGGGUAAGAAGAAGAUGAAACAGAGAGGAGUUCCUGUUCAAGUUGGAGGUGAGGCAGGUCUUGCAAUACGAAAUGUGAAUUCAGAGAAACUAGUUCAAGUUCCUUGGGAAGGAGCCACUACAAUGGCUGCUCUGUUUGAGCAGUCCUGUAAGAAGCAUUCUCAAAAUCGGUAUCUUGGAACAAGAAAGUUAAUCAGUAGGAAUUUUGUCACAGCUAGUGAUGGAAGGAAACUUGAAAAACUGAACCUUGGAGAGUAUGAAUGGGAGUCAUAUGGACAGGUGUUUGAGCGUACUUGCAAUUUUGCUUCAGGUCUCGUUAAAUUAGGCCAUGAUGUUGAUACACGUGCUGCUAUUUUUGCCGAGACCCAAGCUAAGUGGUUAAUUUCCUUUCAUGGAUGUUUAAGACAAAAUAUUACUGUAGUUACUGUCUAUGCUUCUCUUGGCGAGGAUGCCUUGAUCCAUUCACUCAACGAGACCCAAGUGUCCACCUUGAUCUGUGAUUCCAAGCAAUUGAAGAAGUUGGCUGCAAUAAGUUCAAGUUUGACAACUGUUAAGCAUGUUAUUUAUUUUGAUGAUGAAGUGACUAAGGAUUCAAACUAUUCCAGUAGUAUGGGUUCUUUGACCAUUAUUUCAUCCCAUGAAGUUGAGAAGUUGGGUAAAAGACAUCCAGUUCAUCCGAAUCUACCUGUGAGUGGAGAUAUUGCAGUUAUUAUGUACACCAGUGGAAGCUCCGGUAUGCCAAAGGGGGUAAUGAUGACACAUGGCAACAUUGUAGCCACUGCAGCUGCUGCUGCGACUCUGAUCCCGGAGCUCAGAACCAAUGAUAUUUACAUAGCAUACUUGCCUCUUGCUCAUAUUUUUGAGUUGUCUUGUGAGACUACCAUGUUGACUGCAGGUGCGGCAAUUGGUUAUAGCUCAGCUUUGACUUUGACAGACACUUCUAGCAAAAUCGAUAAAGGAACCAAGGGGGAUGCAUCAGUCUUAAAGCCCACCCUAAUGUCUGCAGUUCCAGCAAUUCUAGAUCGUGUUCGUGAUGGAGUAUCAAAGAAGGUCGAGGAGACAGGAGGGCUUGCAAAGAAGUUUUUUGAUACUGCAUACAAGCGCCGGCUAGCAGCUAUAGAAGGAAACAGGCUUGGAGCCUGGAGAAUAGAAUUUUUUUUGUGGGAUGUUAUUGUUUUCAAAAAGAUUCGUUCUUUACUUGGAGGAAAAAUUCGAUUUGUACUUUGUGGUGGAGCACCUUUAUCGGGAGAGACACAGAGAUUUGUCAAUGUCUGUAUGAGGGCACCAAUUGCUCAAGGGUAUGGUCUAACAGAAACUUGUGCUGGAGGAACCUUUUCUGAGGGGGAUGACAUUUCAGUUGGACGCGUUGGUCCACCACUACCUUGCUGCUAUAUUAAGCUAGUGUCCUGGGAAGAAGGUGGAUAUCUGAUAACUGAUAAGCCAAUGCCAAGGGGAGAGAUUGUGGUUGGUGGCUUCAGUAUAGCUGCGGGAUACUUCAACAAUGUAGAAAAAACCGAAGAAGUGUAUAAGGUUGAUGAACAUGGAGUCCGCUGGUUCUACACUGGUGAUAUUGGACAAUUUCAUGAUGAUGGAUGCCUUGAAAUUAUUGACAGGAAGAAAGACAUUGUGAAACUUCAACAUGGAGAAUACAUCUCCCUUGCCAAGGUUGAGACGACUCUAGUAUCUAGCAACUAUGUAGAGAAUGUGAUGGUAUAUGUAGAUUCCUUCCACAACUAUUGUGUGGCCUUAGUUGUGCCUUCACAUCAGGUCCUUGAAAAAUGGGCCAAAGAAGUUGGAAUCAGUUACAAGGAUUUUGCUGACUUGUGUAGCAAACCUGAAGCUAUCAAUGAGGUCCAACAAUCCGUCACUAAGGUGGGGAACAGUGGAAAAUUGUACAAGUUUGAGAUUCCUACAAAGAUUAAGUUGAUAUCAGAACCCUGGACCCCUGAAUCGGGAUUAGUAACUGCAGCUCUAAAAUUGAAGAGGGAGCAGUUGAAGGCCAAAUAUAAAGAUUUGCUUCAUAGUUUAUACCAUUAGAUGGUUUACCCUUUCAUCUGCUUCCGCACUCUUUCGUUGUUACAACUUAUUUUCACUAUUGUUGCAGUCUUAAUCCACUGGAAAAAU
Molecule: messenger RNA, 2260 nt
Organism: Impatiens glandulifera
Lineage: Eukaryota; Viridiplantae; Streptophyta; Magnoliopsida; Ericales; Balsaminaceae
Product: long chain acyl-CoA synthetase 8-like
Exons: 11
Coding region: 32-2173 (713 amino acids)
Cellular component (GO): membrane; endoplasmic reticulum
Molecular function (GO): long-chain fatty acid-CoA ligase activity
Source: RefSeq, a predicted model, not a curated record